GCUGCGCCUCGGUGUCUCCCAACAGUGGCGGCGGCGAUGGGUGAGACGGAGGCCGGGGAAUGUGCCGUGGUAAGGCUGGAGCCGGCUCCCGAAACCCCCGCCGAGGAGCCAGUGCUGUGGAGCCCCGAGGUAGAAGUCUGCCUGUUCCACGCUAUGCUCGGUCACAAACCCGUGGGAGUGAACCGCCAUUUCCACAUGAUCUGCAUACGGGACAAGUUUAGCCAAAACAUCGGCCGCCAGAUCUCGUCGAAGGUCAUUUGGGACCAUCUCCGAAGCAUGUAUGACAUGCAGGCUCUGCACGAAUCAGAGAUCCUUCCUUUCCCGAAUCCUGAGAGGAACUUCAUUCUUCCGGAGGACAUUAUCCAGGAGGUGAAGGAAGGUAAAGUGAUAUCGGAGGAGGAAAUUAAAGAAGAGGUGAAGGAGGAGGCAGAUCUGCACGCGGGCUCUGAAGAAGCUUUCGGAAAUACCUCAGGGAACUCGGUAAAAAGUGUUGACAAGCCCAGCGUGAAAGAGAAGGAGAGAUCGUUAUCAGAAUCGGGUUCUAAGGAAUCCGGGGACAAGAGGAAGAGGAACCGCGUUACAGAGAAAGUCCUCAACGCCAACAGUAACCCAUCCAGCCCAAACGCCAGCAAGAGAAGACGCACGUAGGGAGGACAUGUGGGGUCGUGUGUCGCACGGGGAGGCAGCUCUGGUUUUGGGGGGUUGGGCUGGUAGCUGGGGUUCUGGUUCUCUGAUGUCUCCGGAUAGUUGUGGUUUGACAUUGUGAAAAAAUAUAGAACAUGCUGAACGUCAUCUGGAUGCUGAGAAGAUCUGCUUCCCCGCGAAUGCUUACAAAGCUUCCCAGUGCUGCUUCGUGGUUGUUAUGCUGUAGCCAGUUGGGGGGGCUACACUGUGGGCAGAAGAGGUCUAAUCAGCCAUCUUGGUUUAUGGAAGGAUAAGCGAGUCUAGCUCCUCAGGGAAUUCCUUUCACCGGUUUAGUGCAUGAAACCAGUACGUGGCAAGACUGUAGCCACUGAGUGGACUGUGGCAACUUGGGCUACAGGAAGCCUUCCACGGGUGGCGUUAAGGGCUCAGCGUUUAGUGCAUGGUUAGGGAUCGUACUGGUAGGGAGGGAAGGAGGGUUAGGGAUCGUACCGUCUAUUCAGGGGACGGAUUCGUCGAUCGCAGCCAUUAUAAAACGUACUGGUUGCUCUCCCUGCCGUACCUCUGACCUCAAGGGAUUUUUUUACUCCGACUCGUAGAUAGUUUGUUUAGCCUCGUUAUUUAAAUCUGUUUUUAAUGAUAUUUUAAUGUUUUGUAGAUAAAAUGUUCUUUUCAUUG
This is a messenger RNA of Spea bombifrons (plains spadefoot toad), 1320 nucleotides long. It is a transcript of the gene MRGBP, whose product is annotated as MRG domain binding protein. NCBI's taxonomy places the organism in Eukaryota, Metazoa, Chordata, Amphibia, Anura, Pelobatidae. The coding region runs from base 37 to 648 and encodes 203 amino acids. Gene Ontology annotation, cellular component: nucleus; NuA4 histone acetyltransferase complex. The transcript is spliced from 5 exons. Gene Ontology annotation, biological process: regulation of transcription by RNA polymerase II. The record is from RefSeq and is a predicted model, not a curated record.